Molecule: messenger RNA, 303 nt
Organism: Eruca vesicaria subsp. sativa (arugula)
Lineage: Eukaryota; Viridiplantae; Streptophyta; Magnoliopsida; Brassicales; Brassicaceae
Source: the annotation of a GenBank genome assembly
AUGGAGGUCGGUCGGGCCUAUAGGCGAGGAAGGAGAGAGGUUGCUGAAGUUAUGAGGUACCGUCAUGAUAGGUUCUCAUGCGAGUUUAGGGAGCUCAAGGGGAGUUAUAAGUCUCUGUGGCAUUAUCGCAAGUGUCGCGGUACCGAGCAAUGGGAUCUGAUUCAUGUUUCUCCUGACACGGUGGAAGCCGAGGCGGGAGCUCCCAAAGAGACCAAUGAAGUGAACCUGCCGAUGGCUCCACUAGAUGUCUACGACUACUCGAUCGGUAGGUCGAUGUCUAGGUUCUUCUGUCUCUAUGAUUGA